This is a messenger RNA of Papilio xuthus (Asian swallowtail), 981 nucleotides long. RefSeq lists its product as uncharacterized. The annotation marks the transcript as partial. The transcript has a single exon. Lineage: Eukaryota; Metazoa; Arthropoda; Insecta; Lepidoptera; Papilionidae. The record is from RefSeq and is a predicted model, not a curated record.
UUAAAGUACUUUUUGUUCAAGAACUGUGACCUGUGUUUUACUGUGUCAUUAUGGUGUUAACGCGAUCACGUGCUGCGAGUCCCGCGUCUGCCGCGGCCGGUGUUUCGUCUGCGGGCGUGGCGCCGCCGUUGUUACCGGUAGAUGGCGCGCCGGAAUCGACGCCGCGCGACCUGCAGGCCGCGCCGGCGCCGCCAACGACUACCUCGUGGCACAGUGAUGCCGUUGUUGCGGGUCAGGGUCACGCCCUACCGCCGCCGCCAGCUGCAACUGCCGCUGAGGCUUCGAUCACCAUGACCACAGAGCAGCUACUGCUAUUGAUAAACAGGCUAAGUCAAGCAGCUCCUGUAAGUACUCCUACACAUAUUUCCGGCAACUUUGCGAAGUGCUCUACGCGGUUCGAUGGACACAAAACAAGCGACGUAUUAGCUUUCAUCGAUGCUGUCGAAGUAUACAAAUCAUGCGUAAAUAUGAGCGACGAUGUCGCGCUGCGAGGUUUGCCCAUGUUAUUGACGGGGAUAGCCGCUACUUGGUGGCAAGGCGUCGAAGACAGCACCCCGACAUGGCAAGACGCAUUAGAAUCUCUAAAGCAGACCUUCGGGCCUAGGCUGCCCGCGCACAGAAUCUAUAGAAUUAUUUUUGAACGCGAACAGCGGAUUAACGAGCCUACAGAUUUAUUCGUCUGUCACAUCAGAGCAUUGUUCGCGCAACUUCCGCAACGUUCUCUCACGGAAGAAGUACAAUUAGACAUGACGUAUGGCUUGUUAAACAAAAGAAUACGCGAAAAGGUACCUCGUUCUAGUCUUACUUCGUUUGUAGAAUUAAUAGCGCAAGCGAGACGUGUAGAAGACAUCCUUAAUGAGUCUCGCCCAUCGAAUACAACGGUAGACGUCAAACCGGCAAUAUCCAUGUUACCAUCGAGCAGUGCUCAGUCAUCGAUUACGCCGUCGUCAGUACCUAGUAGGCGAUCGCAGUGCGCUUACU